AGGAAUAACCACAUACAGACUUCAACAGAUAGACAGAAAAGACAGAGAAGACUGCUCUACAAGUAUGCAUUCAACUUCCAACACUCCAGUUUUCAUGGUGGCCUGCCUGCUGGGCAUCAGUGUGGUGCUGAUGGGAGCACACGGGGCUCCGCAACCCAGACCCGGGGGCAAGAAGCAGCCCCAUGCCUACCUGCUCCUCAACCACAGCAUCCCUGAGACCCCGCAGAUGCGGUCCUAUGGCAACAGCUCAAUGUCACCCUGGACAUACAACAUCUCCCACGAAGACGACCGAUUCCCCGCUGACAUUUUCAACGCGCGUUGCCUCCACCAAGGCUGCUUGACCGCCGGCGGCAAGGUCAACGAGGACCUGCUGUCCGUCCCCAUCGAGCGCCAGAUCCUGGUGCUGAGGAAGAAGGCCGACAGGAAGGGAGAGAACUACUUCAUGCUGGACUACAUGACCAUCGCAGUGGGCUGCACCUGCGUGCGUCCGCAAGUCCAUCACCAUUAG
Molecule: messenger RNA, 508 nt
Organism: Sardina pilchardus (European sardine)
Lineage: Eukaryota; Metazoa; Chordata; Actinopteri; Clupeiformes; Clupeidae
Gene: il17a/f1
Product: interleukin 17a/f1
Exons: 3
Coding region: 65-508 (147 amino acids)
Biological process (GO): inflammatory response
Cellular component (GO): extracellular region
Molecular function (GO): cytokine activity
Source: RefSeq, a predicted model, not a curated record